Molecule: messenger RNA, 2160 nt
Organism: Symbiodinium necroappetens
Lineage: Eukaryota; Dinophyceae; Suessiales; Symbiodiniaceae
Source: the annotation of a GenBank genome assembly
AUGAGUUUGUGCAGGACAAGCGCAAGCAGGAGGGCCAGGAAGCGGCAGCAUCCAAAAGGCCUAGGCCAGCUGUGGCAUCCCUCCUGUGUGUCAUCUGCAAGAAGAACCCCAAGGAGAAAGAGUGGGCAACGUUCACUGCUCGCGGUGCUCCAGUUGAUCUACAGAGAUGUGCAACUGACCUUGCAAGAAGCACAUCUCACACCGGACAAGAUGAUCCACGACAGACAUCCAUCGUUGUUGGCCGAUUAUCUGUCCGAGCAGCAGAUCGGGAAAUAUCCCCAAGCCUUCAAAUCAAGUGCAGUGCGUAGCAGUCCGCCGACACUAGAGGAACUGAAAGCCAAGGGUGACAGGCUUGCCGGCAAGGAAGCAGUGCCCGUUCUGGAUGACGAAGAGGAUGAUGAUCCGCUCGAGGGCCUGGGCAUGGAUGCCUCGGAUGAUGAAGAGAUGGAGGGUGUCAUCCGACCUCGCCAGGGGGCAGCAGGCAUGGCCAGGCCUGUGAUGAGUGCGUCUGCGGAAAUGGUGCAGGCAAAGCCGAAACCCAAGGCCAAGUGCAGUGCUUCGCAGGCGUCGGCACCAAGCCUUCGUGUCAGGGACAAGUCUCAGCCGACGGUGAAGGUGGAGCAGGUGAAGACGGAGCCGGCGGAGGCCAGUGGUCAGAAGGAGAACAGGAGAUCCGGCAGCCCAGUGCCAAGUGUUGCGCCAAGCGCUGCAUCCUCAAAGACAAAGGAUAAGGAUAAGGAUGUUCCCCUGCCAGAAGGGGCUGAGCUCGAUCAGGAGAUGAGCCGUGUGCAGCAGAAACUAGGCCCGCCUUUUCAGCCGUGUCUCCAGUCACUCGUCAUCCAGCGGCAUUUGGCUGGAGAAAAAUUGGGAGUCAGAUUGGUCGCGGCAAAGAAGUUGCUUGAUCGCUUGAAAGCACCAGGCAGUGGAGGAGCGAGAUUGCUCCUUGACAACCGCAUCCAGAUCUGCGAAAAAGCAGCCCUGUUGGCGGCAGGCACCAAGAAGCUUCAGGACGACGUUCUCCACACGGCAGUGACAGUCGUGUCCCGGGCACACGUGGAGAUCCCAUUGCCGGUGCGGCUUGACCUGGCUGAGCGCUUCGGCCUGGGCUUGAUGAAGGAAGUGCUGGAGGCUUCGAAUGGCAAGGACCCCCUGUCUGCCAUUGAGAAGCCCGUCGACAAGUUCCUGAAGUUCUUGCUGCCGUGCAAGACGUACAAGCUGAAUCAGGAUGACGUCAUGCGACCGAGGUUUGCCAAUCUGAUGGCCACCAUGGUGGCAACCCACGCAGAGCAGAUGGAGGCCUGUGAGCUCACGGAGGAGCUUCAGCUGAAGGAACGGCAUGAUGAUGAGUGGCGUGCCACGGCUAUGAGCUUGUGCGAUUCCUUCUUCAAUGAUGCGUUCUGCGACUUGCUCACGGCCGGCGAGAAGAAGGCUCCGAUUGUCAAGGCCCUGUGCUCCCAGCUCAUCAGUCGGGAGUCAGACCUGGACCUGAUUGAGUUUGGCUCGCACUACCCGCCGGAUCCGGUGGAUGACAACCUGAAGCGUGUCUCCCGCGUGUGCCUUUGCCUCACUUCGUUGCUGGAUCCCAUGGACGAUGGCCCAGGCAAGAUGGAGCAUGUGGCUGCGGUCAAGACCAGCUCCGCCAACGAGCACAUGGAGGCCACCGUGAGGACUUUGUUGAACAAUGGGGGCUUUUGGUGCUUGUUGGCCGAAGAGCAAGCCAAGAAGGCGGCGACCUCCCACACAGCCAAGCCUCUCCUGACAGAGCUGACCCAGAAGUUGACUGCUGGAGUAGACUCUAGAGUAGACUUGGCCAUGGAUGAUGUGAAGCUGUGCAUCGAGAAACUCCCGGAGCUCAGACAGAAGCUCCGUGACGGUGCCACGAGCUGCAUCGAGCCGGUCUUGCUGAAGCGAGGAAGACGAGACUGCGGAUGUGGCCAUCCCCGAGAUCUUUGGCCAGCCUGUGAGCCCACAAGGUCUCUCGACAUUGAUGAAUGGGCUGUCGCUUUUCACAAGCGAGAAGGGUGUGCCGGCCAUGCUUCACAAGCUGGAGGAGUAUCGGAAGAAGAGCAAGACCUCCCUCGGCAUUGUGGGCUUCGUGGAGGCACUCCAGGCCCAUGCCUUCCGCAUGGAUGCAAGCGAGGAGGAGAUCCAAAGGAUUGA